AUGAACGGAGGCCACCAACCAACCGGAGAAUGGACGCAAGUCCGGCGAAGGAAGAUCUGGAAUACAGAACUUACGAACUACUAUGUGACGGGGUUCCCCGAUGGCACUAAGAAGGAAGAGCUACGUGAGCCAUUCAGCAGGUUUAGAAAGGCAGUAGAUGUGUAUUUUGGAUUGAAGAAAGAUUACCAAAGAAGGAACUUUGCUUUUGUUAGAUAUGUCGGCAUCAAAGACGCAAAGGUUAUGGAAUUGAAGCUACAGGGCAUCAAUUCCUACUCAAGGCGGGAACAAAUACUUCAUUACAUUCAUCGAUGA
Messenger RNA from Lactuca virosa, 312 nucleotides. NCBI's taxonomy places the organism in Eukaryota, Viridiplantae, Streptophyta, Magnoliopsida, Asterales, Asteraceae. The record is from the annotation of a GenBank genome assembly.